Molecule: messenger RNA, 1396 nt
Organism: Lactuca sativa (garden lettuce)
Lineage: Eukaryota; Viridiplantae; Streptophyta; Magnoliopsida; Asterales; Asteraceae
Product: 26S proteasome regulatory subunit S10B homolog B
Molecular function (GO): ATP binding; ATP hydrolysis activity
Source: RefSeq, a predicted model, not a curated record
AGCUAAUGCUAGAAGAGUUCCCUUGAACGACAAGCGAAUAGAUCGAUCAACUCAUAGUUCCACCGGCAAAGAAUUUCCGAUGGCGAGCGAGGGCGAAGAUGCGGUGGCUCGUCGCCGUGGUGCGGUAACCGAGUACCGGAAGAAGAUGCUUCAACAUAAAGAGCUCGAUUCUAGAGUUCGAGGAGUGAGAGAGAGUUUGCGAAGUACAAAGAAGGAUUAUGCAAAAACAGAAGAUGAUUUGAAAUCCCUUCAAAGUGUUGGACAGAUAAUAGGCGAAGUCCUAAGACCUCUUGACAACGAACGAUUGAUUGUUAAAGCAAGUAGUGGCCCAAGGUAUGUGGUUGGAUGCAGGAGUAAAGUGGACAAAGAAAAACUCACUGCUGGAACUCGUGUGGUUCUUGACAUGACUACUCUGACCAUUAUGCGGGCCCUCCCUCGUGAAGUUGACCCGGUUGUUUACAACAUGCUUCAUGAAGACCCUGGGAACAUCAGCUACUCUGCAGUUGGUGGGCUUUCAGAUCAAAUUCGUGAACUUAGGGAAUCCAUAGAGUUGCCUUUAAUGAACCCUGAACUCUUCAUAAGGGUUGGAAUCAAGCCCCCUAAGGGUGUUCUUCUGUAUGGACCUCCUGGUACUGGCAAGACAUUACUAGCAAGAGCAAUUGCCAGCAAUAUAGAUGCUAAUUUCUUGAAGGUUGUUUCAAGUGCGAUUAUUGAUAAGUAUAUUGGUGAGAGUGCAAGGUUGAUUAGGGAAAUGUUUAAUUAUGCUCGUGAUCACCAACCUUGUAUCAUAUUCAUGGAUGAAAUUGAUGCGAUUGGUGGACGUAGAUUCAGCGAGGGAACAAGUGCAGAUCGUGAAAUCCAAAGAACACUCAUGGAGUUGUUAAAUCAACUCGAUGGAUUCGAUCAACUUGGAAAGGUUAAAAUGAUAAUGGCGACAAACAGACCGGAUGUGUUGGACCCGGCUCUUCUCCGACCCGGUCGACUCGAUAGAAAAAUAGAGAUUCCAUUGCCCAACGAGCAGUCAAGAAUGGAAAUUCUUAAAAUCCAUGCUGCUGGGAUUGCUAAACAUGGUGAAAUCGAUUAUGAAGCAGUUGUCAAGCUUGCUGAGGGAUUUAAUGGAGCGGAUUUGAGGAAUGUGUGUACGGAGGCAGGUAUGAGUGCGAUUCGUGCAGAGCGUGAUUAUGUCAUCCAUGAAGAUUUCAUGAAGGCUGUGCGUAAACUGAACGAGGCCAAGAAGCUUGAAUCCAGUGCUCAUUACAAUGCUGAUUUUGGAAAAGACUAGGAACAGAUGACAACAUUACGUAGUACUUGUAGUUUCCAAAGUUUGUACUUGGAUUUACCUUAUUAUUUGCUAAUCUUCACAUUUAUUUUUUUAAAUGCCAAUAGACUUUUAGCA